AAGGCGCAUGCGCUUGAUAUCAAAUGAAAACGUGGUAGCCUGUGUUUCAUGCUGUUCCUUUUCCAACCGCGGACGUUCUUGGUUUUCUUCGUCUUUACAUCUGAUAUAUCUCUAGCGGUUGUCAUUAAUCCCUGAAUCCUCUGUAAAGAAUCGCUUCGGGAUCUUAUAGAUUAAAUAUGCCAGGAUCUCACUUCUUCCGUCCAGUGAGCACUUGUGAAACGGAGUUUGUGCGAUUUGCGCUUCUGAGGACUUUUAGAUGAGAUUAUAUUAUUCUUUUAAGUAUGAUUUCGUUUUCCAUUCUUAGAACACUUGCCACAGGUGUUUGUAAUAUGCUCCAAAAAGGCCCACGUACAUUAGUUUUGUGUGGUCCAUCGGGAAGUGGGAAAAGUACGUUCAUAAAGAAGCUGUUCGAAGAAUAUCCAGACAAAUAUGGCUUCUCUGUUUCUCAUACCACUCGAAAACCCAGGCCUGGUGAGGAAGAUGGAAAGCAUUAUUACUUUACAAGUAAAGAGAAAAUGGAGAAACAGAUAGAGCAGGGAGAGUUCCUUGAGACUGCCACGUUUAGUGGUAACUUGUAUGGCACUAGUAAACAGGCGGUGGAAGAUGUACAAAGAGCAGGCAAAAUCUGUGUAUUAGACAUUGAUAUGCAAGGAGUAAAGCAGGUGAAGCAGAGUUCUCUGAAUCCUCUGUACGUAUUUGUCAAGCCACCAUCCAUGGAUGAGCUUGAGAAAAGAUUGAGAAACAGGCAGACUGAAACGGAGGAGUCUUUGCAGCACAGAUUGUCUGCUGCAAAAGCAGAAAUAGAAUAUGGUGAGAAGCCUGGUAAUUUUAAUAUAGUAAUUGUAAAUGAUAAUUUCUCUAAGGCAUAUGAAAAAUUAAAGGAGUUUAUUGAUACAGAGAUACAACAAUAAACUGAUGCAGACUGUUGAAUUAAUGUUUCCUAAAGGAGUACGUUUACUGAACUUUAGAUCAUAAUUAUUUUUGUAUAUCGUUACGUGGCUUAUAGCGAUAAGUAAUUGUAUGAUGUGCUGAAAGAGGAACUUAUAUCUGAAGAAAGGGACUCGUGAAUGAACUUAGGCAGAUAAUUUUAUACAACAGUAAGUUGAUUCUAAUAUUGAAGAGUAAAUAUAUGUGUAUACAAGACGCUUAAAGUCUUGUACGCGCCAAAUUAAAUUAUAAAACUUCAUAAUGAUACUUAACUAUACACACCUAUAAAACGGAAAUUAGAUACUCGUGUGGUUUCGAAUAAAACCAUGAACAGAGGAGAUUUGGGAGACAUAGAAUAUGAACAUAGUCCGUUUUAGAACAGUACUUUACAUAAAACUAUAGUUGUCCAUAAAUUAACGUAGACCUUCGUUAAAUUAUUAUAUUGAUCUUGCAGCUGUAUAAAUUAAACUCUUACUUUAUACGACUACAAACACACAGUACAAUAAUUCGACUUUUAAAUUGAUACUAAUUGCCUGACUUACUUCGUUUCGUGCUGCUUCUCAUUUUUCUAAGUGUACAGUCUUCGACGUAAGAGUGACGUAUGUACUUUACCGUUCGUUCGAAGGUCUUUUUUCAUGCUACGUGCUCGUUGACCAGCUCAAAGGGGGAAAAGAAUUUAUUUUUACAUGUGCGGAGCGAUCGAAGAUGAGUGAAAGCGUUAGUUAUAUGUAUGUAUGUAUGUAAAUAUCUUCGACGAACGUGUCCCCCAGCUGCGUAAGCAUGAAAACUAAGAAAACCUGACACGGUAUAGGUCUUAGUGUGUUGUAUAAUAAUUUCAGAAGCCAAUAUAUUUAUUUCCUCGAUUUCUGCUCUCCGGAAUUCACCGCAUUGGCUUCCGAGCGACUCAAAUGUUAUUCUCUUCCGCGAGUCUUGUUGUUCUUUGUUGACUUUGCGGCUGUUUGAACAGCAGUACGACGCUAGACCCUAGUUGAACGUUUUAACGAUUUAAUACCCAGUGAAUAAGUAUGCGCACGAGUGUUAAUUCCAAUUCUCGCUGUCGCGCGACGAGAAACGAUUAUCACGGCGAAAGAUAUCCGAAACACAAAGGGCGAGGGGAGGAAGGGAAGAAGAAUCGGAUAAUUAAAUAUAAAUAUUCUAGAUGUAGCUAACUGAGACUAUCCACCAAACGAAGUUGUGUUCCAACUCAUUAACUGAUAAGUUCUAUCGUGUCGAUAAUAUAGGUGUCUCAUCCGAGUAUAAAAUAAACGACAAGCGAACGAGAAUCGCACGGACAUUCCUUCGAAGAAUAUUCGUUUCAAAAGCGGGGAAGAGCGUUCCCGCGUAAACGUGUUGUUACGAGCACCCGCGGAAACCAAAUAUUUUCCUAAACGCGGUUAACUACUUGUUAAUACAUGUGCGGUUUUAUCGUGUAUCUCAUUGACGAUGAAUACGAAAGUUGAAGUAGGAAGAAAGCGUAGCGAUGCAUAUAUGUACACGUUGUUAGCGAACAUUGUACCAUUGUUGUAGCAUAAUACAUUGAAUAAACAUUUCAG
This is a messenger RNA of Nomia melanderi (Alkali bee), 2480 nucleotides long. The record is from RefSeq and is a predicted model, not a curated record. NCBI's taxonomy places the organism in Eukaryota, Metazoa, Arthropoda, Insecta, Hymenoptera, Halictidae.